Mauremys reevesii (Reeves's turtle) is the source of this 6802-nucleotide messenger RNA. RefSeq names its product PTPRF interacting protein alpha 1 (gene PPFIA1). The record is from RefSeq and is a predicted model, not a curated record. Gene Ontology annotation, cellular component: presynaptic active zone. Gene Ontology annotation, molecular function: protein binding. Gene Ontology annotation, biological process: synapse organization. Lineage: Eukaryota; Metazoa; Chordata; Testudines; Geoemydidae. The transcript has 30 exons. Bases 1526 to 5242 code for a protein of 1238 amino acids.
GCCCGCGAGGUGGGGGGGCGGACGAGGAGAGUCUCGAACCGGCCACCUCGCAGCGUGGCGGAGACCCGGAAAGGGGGCAGCGGCUCCGUGAGCCCCUGGCGCCGCGCGGUGCAUUCUGGGACCCGCACUGAUUUGGGCCCGAGCCGCGGAGGGCGCCGGGGAGAGCAGCGGCUGCCGCGGGGACGCGAGGCAGCGGUAUCGGCGCUACUAGAAGCGGCGGGUUCGGGGCCCGGCCCGGAGCGGAGCCUGCCGCCCCCAGGGCCGCGGGGACAUCGCUGGGCCCAGGCCGCCGCCGCCGGGGCGGCAUCUACUCGGCCAGUCCCGCACCGGCCACCGUGGAGGAGGCGGCGGCGGACGGACGGAGCCGGGCCGGGCCAGGAGAGAUCCGAGCGCCGGGAACAACCUCUGCCCCGGGGGCCCAGGAGAGAGACCGGCGGCCGGGCCCCCCCUGCAAGUCCGGCUCCCUUCUCCGGCACCCAGGAAGCCCCACCCGACUCCUCGCUAGGGCUCCCGGGAGCCGAGACUACUCCAGCCGCUCAAGGGAGCGAGGCCUCGGGAAAGGGGCCCUUCCCCAGGCCGGCGCUCUCCUGGGGCCUCCGGCAGGGGAAAAGCCUCCUGCCUCCUAAUCCACUCGGGUCUCUGGGGAGAGGAGAACAACCCCAACACCGCAGGGACCUCGGCUCCAAACCAUCGAUCUCUCCCUCAGUUAGUCAGUCUCUAGGUCCCGGGACCCACCUGCCCCCCGCCUCUGGGAUACCUGUUGUUUAGUUUUAGAGGGAGGACUGGUUUACUGGGCUGGAUCAGGACCUCUCAGUGCCGGAGCCUCUUCGGAAGAGUCAUUGGUGUAAGGGUGAGUGUAAGUGGAUGGAACAAUAACCCAAAGUACAAAUACCCCAACAGCCCCUCCCGACUUUCAAAACAGCAUCUAGCGGCACCCACCACUGGGAUUAUAAAUGUGUGAGAGAAGACCCAGGAAACUGAGGGAAGGAAAGGAUCCUACUGUUACUAACAGAGGGGAAAAAAGAAAGAGUUUUUCUAAAUACCCCACAAGAAAAGCCAUCCCCUCUUUUCUUUCAAUUUUUACUCUUUUGAAUAAUGCGAUUGUGACCUUAGAGGGAUUUCUGAACCAUGCACUGUUGAAGCUUGUUGCACCAGCAGGAUAGAAGUGGUUUUGCCUUUGCACAUGCUUCCCCCACUCGGGCUGUUGCAGGAACUGUGGGCUAUCAGUAGAGAGAAGGGAAGCUGAGACUGGCUUCUUUGCACCCAUUCUUUUUUGCCUGGGGGACUUCACUGGCCGGCUGAAACCACUGCUGCUCCUACUGGACUUUUUCUUUGCUCAGCAGUUUUAUUUAUCCAUUUGUGUGUGGGGUUGUUUAGUAAAUGGACAUUGUACCCAAGGUGGAUGGCUACUCUACAGCCUGAAAGGUGUCUGGGGAUCACACAAAGCUGCUAAAAGAACAGGAAAGAUCUGGGGUUGCUGGAAUUUUGGGGGCUGUUUUCAAGCCAUUUUGUUUCUUCGAACAAGAUGAUGUGUGAGGUGAUGCCAACCAUCAGCGAGGCAGAGAUUCCCUCAGGAGGAAAUGGAGGCCAUGGUUCAGGCUCUCCUUUACAGUCGGAUGCUGAUUCCCAUUUUGAGCAGUUAAUGGUAUCCAUGUUGGAGGAAAGGGAUCGACUUCUGGACACACUAAGAGAGACUCAAGAAACGCUAGUAUUGACCCAGGGCAAGCUACAUGAAGUCAGUCAUGAAAGAGAUUCCUUGCAGAGACAGCUCAAUACUGCACUUCCACAGGAGUUUGCAGCACUUACUAAAGAGCUUAAUAUAUGCAGGGAACAGCUCCUCGAAAGGGAAGAAGAAAUUGCUGAACUGAAAGCAGAAAGAAAUAAUACAAGGCUGCUAUUGGAACAUUUGGAAUGUCUAGUCUCCAGACAUGAGCGGUCCCUUAGAAUGACGGUUGUUAAGAGACAGGCUCAGUCUCCAGCAGGAGUGUCUAGUGAAGUUGAAGUUCUCAAAGCACUAAAAUCACUAUUUGAACAUCACAAAGCCCUUGAUGAAAAGGUAAGGGAAAGAUUACGAGUAGCACUUGAAAGGUGUAGUUUAUUGGAAGAAGAACUAGGUACUACGCAUAAAGAGUUAAUGAUUCUGAAAGAGCAAAACAAUCAGAAAAGAACACUAACUGAUGGGGUGCUGGAUAUAAAUCAUGAUCAGGAGAAUACACCAAGUACAAAUGGGAAGAGAUCUUCUGAUGGUUCUUCAAGCCACGAUGAAGACCUUGCUAAAGUUAUAGAACUCCAAGAAAUUAUAGACAAGCAGACCAACGAGCAAGGCCAAAUGAAAGAACGUCUCACUGCUCUUUCUAGCAGAGUAACAGAGUUGGAAGAAGAUCUUGACACAGCUAGAAAAGAUUUAAUAAAAUCAGAAGAAAUGAGUACAAAGUUGCAAAGAGAUGUACGAGAGGCCAUGGCCCAAAAGGAAGACAUGGAAGAGAGAAUUACAACUCUUGAAAAACGCUACCUCGCUGCACAGCGUGAAGCUACAUCUGUGCAUGACCUCAAUGAUAAACUUGAAAAUGAAAUUGCUAAUAAAGACUCCAUGCACCGACAGAGUGAAGAUAAGAACCGCCAGUUGCAAGAACGACUGGAACUGGCUGAGCAAAAGUUGCAGCAGACUUUGAGAAAAGCUGAGACUUUGCCUGAGGUGGAGGCUGAACUGGCACAGAGAGUUGCAGCACUUUCAAAGGCUGAGGAGAGACAUGGCAACAUUGAAGAACGGUUACGACAGAUGGAAGCACAAUUGGAGGAAAAGAAUCAGGAAUUGCAAAGGGCUAGACAAAGAGAGAAGAUGAAUGAAGAACAUAAUAAACGUUUAUCAGAUACUGUUGAUAAACUUCUGUCUGAAUCCAAUGAAAGACUUCAGCUUCAUCUCAAGGAAAGGAUGGCUGCUCUGGAAGAUAAGAACUCUCUUCUUCGAGAAGUUGAAAAUGCAAAGAAGCAAGUAGAGGAUCUUCAACAUGAAAAGGAUCAAUUGGUACUAAAUAUUGAAGCAAUGAGGGCUGAAAAUGACCAAAUGAGGAUCAGAGCCACAUCUCUUCAUCAUAGCCGACCACAUUUGGGUAGUGUACCGGAUUUCAGAUAUCCGAUGACACCAUUAUCUGUGGCUGACAGUCAUACAGAUCCCUAUAGCAACUCAUCAGUGUUAAGACGGCCCCAGAAAGGGCGUUUGGCAGCGCUACGAGAUGAACCUUCAAAGGUUCAAACCCUUAAUGAACAGGAUUGGGAACGUGCACAGCAAGCAAGUGUGUUGGCAAAUGUAGCACAAGCAUUCGAGAGUGAUGUUGAUGUCUCGGAUGGUGAUGAUGACCGAGAGACUAUAUUCAGUUCAGUUGAUCUUUUGUCACCUAGUGGUCAGGCUGAUGCUCAGACUUUAGCCAUGAUGCUUCAGGAGCAAUUGGAUGCAAUUAACAAAGAGAUUAGAUUGAUACAAGAAGAAAAGGAAAAUACGGAGCAGCGAGCAGAGGAAAUUGAAAGUCGAGUUGGUAGCGGGAGUCUAGAUAACAAUGGACGAUUUCGGUCAAUGAACUCCAUUCCCCUUCCUUUUAUUGGUGGGACCCUUGCUGGUUCCUCUCCUCCUGGCAGUGGCCGUUCCACACCAAGGCGAAUCCCACAUAGUCCAGCUCGGGAAGUGGACAGACUAGGUGUUAUGACACUAUCUCCAGUUUCUGGAGAAGAAGUACGAGAUGACAAGACCACAAUAAAAUGUGAAACAUCACCACCAUCUUCUCCUCGAUCUCUGUAUUUGGAUAGAGUCCAUAAAGGAGCUUUGCAUACAUUGAGCCACGAAGACAUCAGGGACAUAAGAAAUUCUACAGGUUCUCAAGAUGGGCAAGUAAGCAACCCUAGUAGCAGUAAUAGUAGCCAAGAUUCCCUUCACAAAGCCCCUAAAAAGAAGGGGAUCAAAUCCUCUAUAGGUCGCUUAUUUGGUAAGAAAGAAAAGGGUCGACCUGGACAAACCAGCAAAGAAUCAUUGGGACAAGUUGGCUUGGCAGAAACAGAGAAUUCAUCUCAAGAUGCCUUAGGACUCAGCAAACUUGGGGGACAGGCAGAAAAAAACAGAAAAUUACAGAAAAAACAUGAGUUGCUUGAGGAAGCUAGAAGGCAAGGUCUGCCUUUUGCACAAUGGGAUGGCCCUACUGUGGUGGUGUGGCUAGAGUUAUGGGUAGGGAUGCCAGCAUGGUAUGUGGCCGCUUGCCGAGCAAAUGUGAAAAGUGGUGCCAUCAUGUCUGCCUUGUCUGAUACGGAAAUACAGCGUGAAAUUGGAAUCAGUAAUCCUCUGCACAGGUUGAAACUGAGGCUUGCCAUUCAAGAGAUCAUGUCACUAACAAGUCCAUCUGCCCCUCCUACGUCAAGAACGACCACGGGAAAUGUCUGGGUAACACAUGAAGAAAUGGAAAAUCUUACAGCCACGCCACAAACGGAAGAUGAGGAGGGAAGCUGGGCUCAGACUCUAGCGUACGGUGAUAUGAACCAUGAGUGGAUUGGCAAUGAGUGGCUCCCCAGUUUGGGGCUCCCUCAAUACCGCAGCUACUUCAUGGAAUGUCUUGUUGAUGCUAGAAUGCUAGAUCACUUGACUAAGAAAGAUCUCCGUGGACAACUUAAAAUGGUUGACAGUUUUCACAGAAACAGUUUCCAGUGUGGUAUUAUGUGUUUGCGAAAAUUAAAUUAUGACCGAAAAGAACUUGAAAGAAGAAGAGAAGAAAGCCAGAAUGAAAUAAAAGAUGUUCUUGUAUGGAGCAAUGACAGAAUGAUUCGCUGGGUACUGUCAAUCGGUCUUAAAGAAUAUGCAAAUAACCUUAUAGAAAGUGGAGUUCAUGGUGCACUUGUGGCCUUAGAGGAAACUUUUGAUUUCAAUGCAUUAGCUCUGUUAUUACAAAUACCUACUCAGAACACACAGGCUCGUGCUGUUUUGGAGAGAGAAUUUAAUAACCUUCUUGUUAUGGGCACUGACAGGAGAUUUGAUGAAGAUGAUGAUAAAAGCUUUAGACGAGCACCUUCAUGGAGAAAGAAAUUUAGACCAAAGGACAUAAGAGGCUUAGCUGCUGGAUCUGCAGAGACUCUUCCUGCAAACUUCAGAGUUACCUCCUCAAUGUCUUCACCUUCUAUGCAGCCAAAGAAGAUGCAAAUUGAUGGCAAUGUAUCAGGAACACAAAGGCUGGAUUCCACUACAGUAAGGACUUACUCCUGUUAAAGGCGUCUGUGGUUUACCCACACUAUUUCUACCGGUGAUAUGCAGCAUUUUGAACUCAAAGACCAUAUUUUAGAAAUCAGUGGAAUCUUUAAUUUGUUAAUACUUGUUAAAUGGACACUUUGAGAUAUUUUAUUACAGAGUUUUUAAUUAGCAAAUAAAUUCAUGAGUACCAUAGAGAAAAUAUUUUAGAAUUAAAUGUUUCUUAUAUUUAAGUAAACCUAUGUGACUUUUCAUUUAUGUAGUUACUUACCUUUUCCAUCUGUAUUCAGUCUAUAAAUCAAAUCCUUGCUGAUUUUAUCCUUAAUUUGUUAGUCUUUCCAACUGAAUGUACUGUAAUGCUUGUAAGUAUAUGACCCUAUGAGCAAUAUAGGGCUUUUGUAAAUUAUGCAGUUAUUGUAAUUAUCAUUGGGUUUUUUAAUAAUGAAACUGAAGGUGAAAAGGAUUUUACUGUCUUUGUAAAAGUAUCAUGACACCAAGCAGUAUAUAUUUUGUCUUUUUUGGAAAUAUUAGCUAGUUCUAAAAAUUAAAUAAACCAGUCUUUUUCAGAUAAGCAUUGAGAAACAUUUUAGUAACCAGGUCUAAGAGAUUAUUUUUAUUUCUGUUGGUAGUUGUACCUCUUUCACAAAGAAAAUUUGUCAGGUAGUGUGAAUUUGUCUUCAUUUUAAUGCUUUAGUACAUUUUUAAAACGGGGGAACAUAACACUAUGGAACAUGUUUUAGAAUUGGUUAACUCCUUCAUAACUUCCAGUCUGCUGUAUUUGUAUAGCAUGUCUUUACAAUGACUGAACGUAAGCCAUAAACUGAGAAAUGUUUUCUCUCAGCCAAGGAAGGACUUCAUAAUAGCUCCUGGUAGUAAUCCACAGGCCACAAAAAGUGCUUUCCUCCCAUAUCCGUUUGAUUAAAAACAUUUGUGGAAAGGCACUGAUGCAACUAUUCUUAGUGGACCAAUCAUGAAGCACUGCAGUCUAAUGUAAAAAAAGAAUCGUAAAAGAUGAAGGCACAGUAUGCUGAAGAAUAAAGUAGUGCAACUUCUAAUAAAGGCCUUAUUUUUCCUAUGUAAGUCAUCUUUUUGCAUUUGUUUGUAAACUUGUUCUAAAAAAUUGUCCAGAUUUUAAAAAAAAAUUUUAUGGUUGUAGCCAUUUCAGGCUUUGCGUAGAAAAUGUAUCAUUGAAUGGCACGUUAAAAAGCCAGUAAAAAAUUUGUUCAGAUCAUGGUGCAUUAUUUAUUAUGCAACAAUAUAUAUAGCAUGUCUUUUUUGUUUGGUUGGUUGGUUUCUUCUCUUUAGUUUAUUUGUACAACUGAAAUUCAUUGUUACUGUUUCAUGUUUUUUCUAACAAUCUUUUUUGUGUACUUCUGAUUAUGUAACGAAGUAUGUACAGCCUAAGUACUUUGAACUAUUUUUACCACAGUAUUAUUUAUUGCUUUCUUUCAAUAAAGUUCUGAAGCAUUUUUCCACUGCCAAUAAAACGCUAUUGAAAAAACUAAGAUGUAAUCGUAUGCAAAAAUGAAGCUAUUUUUGUGGUGAGUGCUGGAGAGUUGUCAAUAAAGCAUCUUAACAAUU